CAUCAUUCCUCACUAAUGACCCCGCCAUUUUGAUUUUGUGCAGAAAUGUCUGAAAAGCAAUCGGGGCCGGGGAUCAAUUCUUAGCCAUAAUAGCACUUAAAACCAUGUUUCCUAGGAAAAAACAGCGAAAUCUUCGCAGAAGAAAUGACUCGGAAGAAUCUGAUGAAAACAAAGAUGUGCAAAUUCCGGGCCUUGGCGACUUGCCGAUGGUGGAAACCCAGGGUCCCGGGUCUGGUGCGAGCUCGCCUGGCAGCGCGCAUGGCGUGGUACUGCUGCAGAGCAAAAAGGACAAGUGGAAAAAGGCAGACAAAACGACAACUCCUGGGAAAAAGGCGCCCAGUUUGCUUAGUUUCGAUGAGGAAGAAGGAUGUGAAACAGAGAUGUUCCGUGUCAAAAAGUCCAGCCAUAGCAAACGGGUUGCCAACAAACUGAAGAAGGAAUGGAAGGAAGAACAGAUGAAGAAAGAGAAAGAAGAGAAAGAGAAGAAGGUGAACACACAGAUGUCCCUCGGUGAGUACACAUCGGAGAAGCUGCAGUCCUUGCGAGAUGCUCAGAACACCCCUGUCAGCCUGGACAAUGGGCAGGAGAAAGGGGAGAAGGAAGGAGAGGAUGGAGAGAAGGGGGAGAAGUUCAGGCCCAGCAUCAGAGCAGGUGUCAUCCCUGAUGCUGCCACCAUCCACGCUGCCAGGAAGCGUCGGCAGAUGCUGCGGGAGACUGGAGGGGAGGACUUCGUUCCCCUGGACGACACACAGCGUGUCCAGGGAGAGAAGUCCCGUCUGGUACGGGAAGACGAGAACGACAGAAGUGAUAGCGAGGAGGAGAGGAUCGACUUCCGUGGAGUCAACCCAGCGCGGUCUCGUAGGGAAGACAUUAUGGAGGUGUUAGAAGGAAGCGACAGUGAGGAGGGGGAACGUGACCAGGAUGAGGAAGUCAAGAGAUGGGAGCAGGAGCAGAUCAGGAAGGGCGUCAGCAUCCCACAGGUAACCAUGGCAACCACCACCUUAGCAGGGCUAUCUCUGAACAAGGUAAUGCCCUUUGUAGGCAAGCCACCAUGGAACAAGGUCCAGACCACCCAACCACAACAGGACUAUAACUACUACCAGCAGCAAUACAUGUACCAGCAGCCUUCUGUGUACAUGGGCACCCCCCAGCCAGUGGUACAGCCCUACAGUGGAGGGUACAACCUCCCCUCCAUGCCUCCCACCUCAGGCCCAAUGGUACCUCCCAGUCAGCUGCCUACAGUUACUCUGGAGUCUGUGAAGGACCGACUGAGGGACAGGUUGGAUUCCUUGAAGCAGGUACACUCCGCCCACCAGCGCGAGCACGAUAAACACACGUAUGACAUGGACUCCUCCGUGAACGUUGUCGAUGACAUCGAGGGGUCGGCAGACGACGUAGAGCGACAGUUCACGUUCUUCCAAGAGAUGAGGGGGUAUGUGAGAGACUUGGUAGAAUGUCUAAAUGAGAAGGUCCCCAAAAUCGACCAACUGGAGACGGCCAUGCACACGUUGCUACGGCAACGGGCUGAGAGGUUUGUACAGCGUCGCCAGGAUGACACCAAAGAUGAGAGCGAGGAACAGAUGAACAAAACCAACAAGGCGGCAGGCAGUCUGGACACGAUGGGCAGAGACUCUCCAGGCUUUGCAGAGGUCAAGAAGAGAAGAAUAGCUGAGAGGGAGGCGCGAAGGUCGAGACGGCGCCGUGCCAGGCAGGCGGUGGAUCCCCCUGUCCCCCAUCAUGAGGGAAUGUCCAGUGAUGAGGAGGAACAAGAGACAGACAUACUCAGGUUUAACUCGGAAAAAGAUCGCAUUGUGGCAGAGAGAGGGAAGGUAUUUGAGGACGUGGUGGAUGACUUCUGCACCUUCCGAGCCAUCAAGACCAAGUUCGAGAGGUGGAAGUAUGACUUUGGAGAGCCAUACAACGAAGCCUACAUCUCCCUCUGUCUUCCCAAACUCUUCACACCGUUCGUAAGGCUGGAGCUUCUCACGUGGAACCCUCUUGAGGCCAAUGCACAAGACUUGGAAGAUAUGGCCUGGUAUGACUCCUUGCUGUUUUACGGCUUCCGGGAGACGACCCAGCUCACCAAGGAUGACCCCGAUGUCAAGCUCCUCCCUAGCAUAGUUGAAAAAGUGGUACUGCAGAAACUGACUGGUCUUGCUGAACACGUAUGGGACCCGAUGUCGACCCGUCAGACCCAGAGGUUGGUAACCCUGGUACAGAGACUGGUGGACGACUACCCCACGGUUGCCGGGGACAACAAGGCCACGCAGGCGCUACUCAGGACCGUGCUGAGCAGGAUGAGGAAAACACUGGAUGAUGACAUCUUCAUGCCGCUCUAUCCUAAAGGGGUGUUGGAGAACAAGGCUUCGGGAGCAUACUACUUUUUGCAGAGACAAUUCUGGACCUGUGUGAAGUUGCUAGGUAACAUGCUGCAGUGGCACAGUAUCCUGGCGAGGGAGCCCCUGAUGGAGCUGUGUGUGGACGGCCUGCUCAACAGGUACAUGCUGCUGGCUCUACAGAACUCGGAAGUCAACGAGGACAGCAUUGAGAAGAGUCAGAAGAUUAUUUCCAGUUUCCCUCGUCAGUGGUUUGCAGAUAUAGAGGGUGACGAGACGCUGCCCCCCUUACAGAACCUAGCCCGUUACCUCAGCCACUCGGCCAACACCCUACACAAGAACAGCAUCGGCUGUCCCGACAUAGACAGGAGAAAAGCAAGGGAGAACAUUAAGCAGGUGGCUAAGCUGCUGGUGCAGAUCCAUGCCUUGGACCACGCCCUGCAGGUCGCCAGGGAACAUAGCCUGAAGGACCUCAAACAGAUGGUUGUCGGGCGGUAGCACAUGGUUACCAAACAGGAUACUGUAAAUGCAGAAAUGUUCGCGGUGGAUUAAUUAAGUGGUUUUUGCGGUGAGGUGGUUAAAACCACCGCAAACAUUUUUCUAUUAUGGUAUUAGACUGCAGUGUAUGGUGUUACCGCGAACUUAAAUCCACCACGAAAAAGCCUUUUCCCGCUACCGCGAAAUUAAAUCCCCGCAAACCUAAAUGCAUUUACAGUACUACAUCCGUCAGAAACUUGAGGAACAUGGGCCAUGAAAACAGAAAUCACCACCUGUAGCUUUACACUCAUCAGCUUGUGGUCAGUUAGUAUGGUAAAGGAUAUCUAGUGCAUUGUAAAGUAAGUCUUCAUGAGGUAAUAAUAUUGAGAAGCACAAACUUAGAUGGGUGAGGAAGGACUAGGUCAGAUUAAAGAAAUCUCCAAUUGUUUCCAUCUCACGUGAACUGGGUUGACAGACUGAUUCUGGUGUAGAAAUGGCCAUUGUAACAAACAUAUAAUUAAUGUGAAUUUAGUACGCCUCAUUCUUACAUAAAACUGCAGUUGGACAGAGGAUUCAUCCUUUCUGUAAUAACUUGAGUCUGUACAAGUCCAUAUUGUGUACUGGUGCAGUCUCUAUGCUAGCAGUAUGUUUAAUAAUAGUGAAGAAAUACUGUCAUGUUAGAAUAUGAUGUCCUUUCCACUUUUACAUUAUACAACUAUCAUGAGGAAAUACCUGCCUUUGAUCAACAUUUC
Molecule: messenger RNA, 3565 nt
Organism: Branchiostoma floridae (Florida lancelet)
Lineage: Eukaryota; Metazoa; Chordata; Leptocardii; Amphioxiformes; Branchiostomatidae
Product: PAX3- and PAX7-binding protein 1-like
Exons: 17
Coding region: 105-2834 (909 amino acids)
Biological process (GO): mRNA splicing, via spliceosome
Cellular component (GO): nucleus
Molecular function (GO): DNA binding
Source: RefSeq, a predicted model, not a curated record